AAAAAUUAUUUUUUUGUAUAAAUUAUCAUUUAGACAAAAAUAUUCAUGUUUGGUUUUUUUCAAAAUGAUCAAUUAUCUGAAGUUGGUGAAAUUUCCAAUAGAAUUACUAACACCUAUAUGGUUAAUCAAGAUGAACAAAGAUAUGAACGGAGCCAAUCUGAAAUCACAGAAAGACAAUUUCCGAGAUUUAUGUUACCUCAAUUUUACAUGACUCGUAUGUCAGAAACAAUUGGAAAAUGGACAUUUAUAAAACUGAAAAAAAAAUUAGCUUCAGAAUCAGGACAAGCAAUAAGACAAACGAUAGCAAAUAUAGCUGAGCUAGUAGUAGAUCCCAAGAGAAUCAUAGAAGCAAUGAGAUUAAAAAUCGUUGAACAGUUACCACCAUUUCUACUGUCAAAUGAUCCUCACAUAAGGGAAAACACUGCAAUCGUUUAUGCAGCUAUAGCACGUCAUGCGGUUGGAAGACAAGCCAUUACUAACAAUCCUACGAUAAUCAAUAGUCUUAUAAAGGGGCUGGAUGACCCUAUAAUUGAUGUUCGUUUAAGAAUGGGUGACGUCAUGGAAAUAUUAUGUCAUGAUUAUUUCGCUGCGAAAACUUUGGUUGAAUCGUAUGGAUUUUUGGAUAUUAUCGCUACCAGAUUGAAAAGAGAACAAAAAAAGAUGUUGAUAAUUUAUCUUCACAGCCUUGAAGUGUUACUUCUAGCUAAGUCUAACGUAGAUCAUGCUAUAGAAUUGGGACUGAUUAAAAUACUUUUAAGUCUUCUUCAAAGAGCGGACAAAGAAGUGACGGGGAAAAUUCUCGCGUGUUUAGCAAUUCUGUGUCAAGAAGGUUUAGAGAACUGGAGUUCAGCAGACAUUGAAAACGUUUUGUCUAAUCUUGAGACUUAUUUGAAUGAUGAAUCAAAAGAAGUUAAUGAAAAAGCAGUAAAUCUUCUCAGUUUUAUCACUGUUACUGAAUGUGGAAAAAUCCAUGGUUUCAUUUUCAUUGAUAGAUUAUUGGAGUUGGCAAAUAAUUAUCAAAGUCGCGAAUGUUGUGUAAUGUCAAUAAAGGCUUUGACUAACAUUGCAGAAGUACCGAAGGGCAGACAGAAAUUGCUAGAUCAUUCAAAGUUUAUCGAACAAAUCAAUACACAUAACAGUAGAACAUUAAAACGGCAUAAACAAAUCUUACUUGAAGUCAUACACCGAAAUUAA
Chelonus insularis is the source of this 1194-nucleotide messenger RNA. RefSeq lists its product as uncharacterized. The record is from RefSeq and is a predicted model, not a curated record. Lineage: Eukaryota; Metazoa; Arthropoda; Insecta; Hymenoptera; Braconidae. The coding region runs from base 46 to 1194 and encodes 382 amino acids. The transcript has 7 exons.